This is a messenger RNA of Leishmania mexicana MHOM/GT/2001/U1103, 5859 nucleotides long. RefSeq lists its product as hypothetical. The record is from RefSeq and is a predicted model, not a curated record. The transcript has a single exon. Gene Ontology annotation, molecular function: DNA binding. Lineage: Eukaryota; Euglenozoa; Kinetoplastea; Trypanosomatida; Trypanosomatidae. Gene Ontology annotation, cellular component: nucleus. Bases 1 to 5859 code for a protein of 1952 amino acids.
AUGCGCCACUACUCCGAGCACCUCAACGGUGCUACCAGUGCAGAGGAGGACGGCGCAUGCAGCGAGACGAACGACAGUGCCGGGACCCCAUCCCUUGGCCGUGUCGCCAACCCCACAACGCUACAAGCCUCCGUGUAUGAUACCCGCCAACGCAAUACGGCGCCACGGCACCGCAACGCGUUUCUGGAAGACAUCUCUAACGGGCCGAAGUACGAUGUCAACACCGCCCGCAACCGCGCCAGGGUCUAUUCGUGCAGCAGCAGCAGCAGCAGCGCUGCCACAUACGACAGCGACGUUGAGGGAAGUGGCGCGCCCUCCCCUCGGGACGACACGGACACGCGUGCAGGGAAGGUGUGCCUGUUGAAUCCUCAACAGACUUCGCUUUUUCGAGCCCCUCGUGGUGCGACGGCGGCACGCUACCCGCCCGAACAAGGGGCGAUGGCGGACAGCUCGUGGCUCACUACGACCGCGACGACGUCUUCGCCGACCACCUUGCAGAAGUCGUCACUAGUGCCGUCUGGCGCGACGCAGGAAGUGGAUCAGCAACGCGAGAACAGUGCACAAGCGUGCUUCCGCGAGGCGCUGCGGCACGCCUACCAAUGCGAGGACGCACACAGGCUGCGGCGGCGUGCACAGCUGGACAAGCAGCAGGAACAGCUCUUACGCGGCGUCGAGCUUCUUCAGGGUGCGUCGCUCUCCUCGAGUGCUGCGCUUCUUCCUGAGCUGCAGCCCUCGCGUGGGCGUGACGGUCGCCGUAGUGCUGCCUUGGUCAGGUCCCCUAUCUCGCUCCAGCAACCGCAACCGCAACUCGGUGCGUCACCUCUAUCGCUGCUCGCGACGUCUGUCGAGGCGGCUGUGGAGACAGGCACCAAGACGACCGCGCAACAAGGCCGCGCCCGCGACCCCUCAACGUCUUUGGCAGCCGAAGCAUGCUUGUCUUCGUCAUCGAAAGUAGCGGCAAGGCCACAGAUGAGUGGCAUCGCCAAACGCCUUCUCCAGGUCAUGUCCCCGACCCAGGCGCAGAGGCUUCGCAGGCCGCUGAACCCCUUCAUCGAGGCACUUCUUCGCCAUUACCAGGACGCGCAGCUGAAGCAACGCGCUGCGCGGCACGCAGAAGACCAGGCCAUCCACGCCAGGCGCACGUACGAGCUACCUGUGCUCACAGAGGACGUUGUCCGCUACGCCGCGUUGCUUCUCUGCUUGCGCCGUCGCAGAAGCGGCGGCGGCGGCACGGCAGUAACGCGUGCAGCAAGCGCAGGGGGGUCUGGUAUAUCGCAGUCAGGCCCAGCCAGCAAAGAGCCCAGCAGCUCAGCCUCGAAUGCGGAGCCACAACCGCCCCCGACCCUGACGGCUGCUGAGCCCGCUGCUGCGCUUCCGUUUGGGGAGGAAGGCACAUUAUUAUACCUCAAGUACCCUCCCCCGCUGCUGCGCACGACGUCUUUUGCGGUGGAGACGGUGCGACUGCUGAAGUGGCUGCGCACAUGGAAGAAGAGCGGCCCUAGCGUAGCAGGUGAGACGGGAGGUGUCGUUGGUGGUGGUAGCAGUGCUAGCGUUGACGGCGUGAGCGAGGGCGGCAGCAGCAGCAGGAGGAGUCGGAGCAGGAUCGGUCGCAAGCGCGUGCGAACAGACGUGGUCAAGCUCAACAGUCGCCACGACAACGUCGACAGCGGCGAUGACGACGGAGGAGUGGUGGUAGUAGCCAGUCCGACCCCAGCGCCUCACGGAGCAGCCAGCAGCAGCGCCACUCCCGAAGCACCUCCGCCCAACCGAUCGACUGUGGAGCGUGUUAGUCAGCAGGCGCAGCACGCCGUUGAGCUUCAAGAGGCGCAGGUGAAGCAAGAGAGGCGCUCCGCCUUUCUCAAGUUCUUUGGAGCGGCGGCAGCAACCCCGCCGUCCACGAACGGUGCCAAGUCGAGUGCGAAGGCGGCGCAGGACCACGACGAUGGCAACGACGCUGCUAAGGAAGUCGUGGCGCAAAAGCCGGUCUCCUGUUUGCCCAUAAGCGAGUCCGCUGACAGCAACACAGGGAUGCGCGAUACUGCCGCCAUCUCUGUCGGCGCCAUGCACGGCAUCACGUCCUUCGUGACACCCUUCUCCCCACCUUCGGGCCAGACACAGCUGAACCCGUCGACACUGGCGCUGGCAUCGCACGCCUAUCAGCUCUACUGCCACGCGUGGAAGCAUGUCGUCAAAACCGGUAUCACACCCUUGGUCAUUGCGGCCAACGCCUUCUGCGGCCCCAAAGCAGUCACGGGGCAAUCUCGGCUAAGCAACGGUCACGACAACAACGGUGGCACCGCUGCCACCAGCGACAAAGGCACGAGUUGGACCGAUGGCGCCGUCCCUCGUGUCUGUGCUGGGCUGCCUUUCUUCAAGGAGAUGCGCGAGGAGGCGCGGCGCACGGCUCUGGGCUCUGCAAACAACGGUACCUACUACGUGGAUGCCUUUGGCAACCGUCUGCGCAGCGCGCGGCUCGCCAAGAAGGAGCAGGAGCAGCAGGAGCUGCUGGUGGCGCGGCAGCGGCGGCGUGCGAAGAAGAAGGGCUACUUUCAUCGCGACGACGACAACGACGGUCGCCUCUGCGGCAGGGCAGCUGGCAGCGGGGCCUCGGCCAUGCUGGAGUCGAUACUGCGAUCAUCCACGACGUGUGGCAGCGAAGGGAAAGGCGCUGGGCACGGCAAGAAGCGUCGGAGCUGCAGCGGCGACGCCUCCAGCGACGACGCCAGUGAGGGCGAAGGCGUGAUGCAACACACACAGCCUCGCGGCAGCAGCCGAUGUGCAGCCGCCCGUCGUGCUCGCCAACAUCACUCACGCGCAUCCUCGUCGUGCUCCUCGUCCUCAAAGUCCAGCUCGCCUAGCAGCACCAGCACCAGCAGCACUGCAUCGGUGGUAUCAGCGGAAAGCGACCAAGAUGAGGCAGGGGCGAAGGACGAACUGACAAACAUCGCUGUCGUCUCUGGUCCGACAGGCUCUGGCAAAACCGCCGCCGUGUACGUGGCCGCACAGCUACUCGGCUUCCACGUAGUGGAGAUGAAUGCGUCGGUGCGGCGCUGCUCAAAGACGGUGGAGCAUCUGCUUGCGGAGCUCACGCGCAGCUACCGCCUUAGCGGCCUACGGCCCGGCACAACAGGAGGCUUUAAUGCAGAGGAAGAGCUGGCGAAGUUGAAGCAGCAGCACGCCGUCAUGGUGGAGCGGGCCAGGGCUGAGGCAGAGGCCGCCGAAAGUAAAGCGGAGCUCAAGAGGCGCGAGGCGCUCAAGGCGAACGGCAUCUCACCCCAGGCAGUCGCAAACUUUUUCGCCAAGGGCAGCGGCCACGCAGCAGUGCCGACCAGCAAGACGGCCAAAGGUGUCAAGGGAAAGGACGCAGCCAAGCAGGUCUCGGAUGUGGAUAUAGUGGGCGAGGCGCCUGCCCCCGCCGCUGUUGCGACCCAGUCGUCGCCACCGCCGGCCGCCACAGCCCUAGGGACUCCUGUCGACGCCGGCACCUUGCUUCUCUUCGAGGACGCCGAUGUUCUCCUCGGCGAUGAGUCUGCCAAGCCGUUUUACGCCGCAAUCCGCGACCUCGCACACCGCAGCAAGGUGCCCAUCGUUGUAACCGUCUCUUCCGACCCAGCCGCUGCACAGCGCUACGACACCGAACCCUUCCUAGCCCUCUUAGACGGGCAGCUGCAGCAGCGGCACACAAGCUCCGCCUCGCCGACAUCUCCCAUGCAGCCUACGUACUGGCAGCUGUGUGAUGCGGCGGGGCUGAACUCGAUAAUGGCCACGAUGGAAGCCGCACAUCAAGCGCUGCAGGUGGAGACGGACCUAGGCAACCGCGGCGGUUCGACAGCAACAACGACCACAAUCACGGCCUCCGCACACGAGAACAGCAGGAGUCCUUCUGCGGCAGGCGACAGCGGCGGAAGCACGGGUACGGCGCCGGUGUGUGGCGCCCCUGCGGCUUCGUUCCCUUCUCUCCUCUCCUCUGCCGGUGGGGGCGGCGCGUCCGGUAGCGCAGCGCCGGCCGCAUGCGCGUGGACGAACGGGGCGAACGCCUGUGUCUCCACUACCACCGCUUCCGGUGGGGGCGGCGGGCCCGGCGCCACCAGCACCGCCACCUCAGCCACUGCUGCCGCAGUAGCUACACGCUACACGCACAUGCUGCUCAACGCCACACACGUGUCGAGCUUCUUUGGUUCCCAGACGCCCUUCACUGUGGUCGACCCGCUCUCAUCCUCUGCCUUGUACGCACAACUCUUGGCGGUGGGGGCAGUUGAGCUGGACUUGUUGCAGUUCGACGAACCGGCCACGUCUCCCGGCGGCAGCGACAGUGCUACGCCGCUAUCGUCGUCCUCGUCUCAGCAGGAGCUGGAGCGCAUGGCGGCCCGACUCACCGUAUGUGACACAGGCCUUUUUCGUCGGCUUGCCGAGCACCUCCGCCACCACAUCUUCGGCGUCUGGGACAUCGCCAACGAUGGAUCUGGUGCGCUUGUGGCUCCACCACUCUUGCCGGGGCACAACUUGGUGAAUGCUGUGCAGUGCGACGCGGCCCGCCGCACGACGACAGACGUGCGCUAUUGGCUGAACAAGCUGCAGGUGCUCCUCCUCUCACUGCGAGCAGGCAGCAGCACAGCACGGGUGCCCAAUGCGGCGGAGGCGGCGACGUCGUCGGAGUUGGUCACACGUAAGCGGUCGCGAGAGACGAUGAAAGCGGCGGGGCCCGAGACUACAUCCGCUGCAUACGGAAGCGAUAAUGUGAUGUGCGACGCGAAGGCAAUCGACACUCGGCGCGCCGAGCAUCUUGUAGAAGCAGAGUUUCAGCACCGCGUCAGCCUCGCCGCGAGUGAGUGGGACGCAGGCCUGGGUCGACAUCUCUCAAAUGUGGCUCACAAUGAGCAGCACAGCACUCGCUACGAGCACUGGUUCUUGGAUGCCCACGUGUACUACGUCGCGGACAUUGUGGAGGAGCUGGCCACAAUCGAUCAUCCCACCGCGCGCGUGGACUACACAACACCCUUGCAGGUGCCGGCGCGGUGCGGACGUCCGCCAUCGUCGUCGUCCGGCAAGAAGCUCGCUCGCGCAAAGGAGUCUGAGAGAAAGGCCCCUGCAGCUCCAGUGCUGACCCACCACCAACGCGAGGAGGCCAGCGCGUUUGUGAGUCAACGCACCAGUGGCAGCCGUGGUCCUGGCGGUUACAUAAACUCUGCGUGGCGGUCUUUCUUUGCCGCCUCUGGUGCGAGCAGGGCGUCCACACUAUCGACGGCGUCCCCCGUCCUGCAUGGCGUCUCGCCGGCAAAUCCGCGUCAGCAAACCCUCUUAGGCUGCAGCGGCUCCAAGGCAGGCGGCGUGGCAGUCGGCGCCCCACCGCCUCCGUCUUUGACCAUACCCGCUCGGUACGAAUGGCCGCCAAGCGCGCUCGAGCUGCGCAGGCAGGCAUGCAGCCACGUACAUCUGCGUCCGGUGGAGCUACUGCUCCCCUAUGGCGCGGCAGAGGCUUACUACGGCACCGCAGCGGCAUCCACAUCGACACUGGUGCCCUUCAGCAUCCACGACAUGGCGGAGCCGACCGCGGCGCUUCUCGGUCGCGAAAUUCCCCUUCGAUUUCUGAUGCGUCGCUCCGUGCGGGGCUCCUCAACGGGUGAUAAUGGGAAGGCGGAAGAAGAUGUGGGCCACGAGCUCCCCGCCGGCGUGCGCACGACACAAGAGGAGCGUUUUCGCGUGUUCCGGAGGUGGUGGUGCCGCACCCGCAAGGCCGGCGCGUUGCGUGACAGUAUCGCUGGACGCUCCGCGGAGACACUGGAGGAUAUCGUUGGCUUUGGUUGCCUGCUCACCCCGUCAGCGGCCGAAACGCGUAAUGCCACCAGCGGAAGCCCAUGA